Molecule: messenger RNA, 444 nt
Organism: Rangifer tarandus platyrhynchus (Svalbard reindeer)
Lineage: Eukaryota; Metazoa; Chordata; Mammalia; Artiodactyla; Cervidae
Source: the annotation of a GenBank genome assembly
AUGAUUAAACCCGACCCACCGCGCCUGUGCCGGGUCUCAGGCGAAGAGCCCCGCUGGCCGGCGCGGGGGGAGGAGACGGAGGAGGGGACGAGAGAGCUAGCGGUCCCGCCCGGUGAUGUAGGCAGCCGGGGGAGGUGGAGCCGCGACGCCUGGAGGAGUCCCCACCGCAGUCGCGGCUCUCGGUCUACCCCUCCGAGCAGCCAGCCUCCAGCCCCGGCUCCGGCGACCUCCCCGCCGCCGCAGUUGGGCGGCAGGGACCUCGGGGUGUCCCCCUCUUCGGAUCUGGGGGGGCGCGUCUCGACCCCGCCCAGCCCCUGCCCCUCCUGGCUUCCCGGACGGCUGGAGCGACUCCCGGGGGAAGCUGUUCCCGGACGCUCAGGGCCGUCGCCCGGGCAUCUCGGCUGCCAGCCCGGCUGGGCACCGGGCAUCUGCGAAGCCAGCUAG